GUGAUCAAGUCAUGAUGGCUUGUAAUUAAGCUACUAUUAAUUUUCAGUUCUGUGAUCAGUUCCACUUUAUCUGUUAGGAUAAGCUCUAAUAAAGAAUUUCUGUCAGUUGGUUGUGAGUUGGAAAUUGUCUAUAGUGUUUAUCAACUAGUAUCUCAUUAUGUGUUCAACCUGCUAGUCAUUGGUUUAUAAGCUGUUAGGGUAAUUUUCUUUUGAGUUAUCAUCGACACAAAACAGGUGUUGCUAUUUUUUAUAUAGAGGGCCACUCUACUGUGUGAAUCAUCCCACCAUGUUUCAGUAAUAUGUUAUUGUAAAUCAAAUUUAUGCUCAUAAAUGAGCAAAUUGAAUUUUUGUUUGCUGCCCAGGCUCCUAGCAUUGGUGUAUAAAAUAAUUCAUUUUUUUUCACAUCUGUAAGUCCUUGAUAAAGUUGGUUCUAAACAUCUUUAUUUUAAGCAGAGUUCUAGCUUUCCUUUUUUACCCCCCCCCCCAUUUGUUAUUACUUUAACUCCCUUCUGACUAACAUUUUGUGUUCAUGCUUUAUAUGCUUGCUUUUGUAUAGUGAGUGUAGGUGCAUAUCACUUAGUUGAAGAGGUUGGAACUCAAUUGUGCAUGUUUCAGUUUUGAAUGUAAGUGCUUUUCAGUGUUCUCACCUUAUUGUGCUUUUUCCUUAAGCUAUUUCAUAAGCAUGGGGUAUGUGUUGAGAGAGAGUGAGACUGUGGAUCUGACCUGGAAUCCUUGGGGAAUAGCUGUUCAGGAGAGCUAGAAUAGAUUGAACUGAAUGCAUUCCAGGUUGCACAACUCUGAGCUAAUCUCCCAGAGGCAGAGACAUUACUCACCAAUCAAGAAUGUACAUGUACUUUUCCUAAUGAGAACAAAACAUUUUAUCCUGCUCAUUAGAAGAAAGAGUGCACAGUUACUAUGCCACAAGACUCCUCUUUCUUGAGGAUCCAGUUGGGGAUGACUUCUGUAUGCUUGGUUGUUCAGCUUGAGGUACAAUAAGAGAAUCAAUAAGAGAAAUGAAGGUGUCUCAACACCGCUCAGAGUCCAAAUGGCACCUCAGUAAAACCUCCAAUCCACUCUGUCCCUGCGCACUAGAGAGAGAACCUGAGCAGCUGCCAACAUAACAUGACCCAACAAGUUCUUUUUAUUUUGCUGAAGCCACUUCCCUGCCUGCACAGCCAUUCACCAGGAGAUAACAAGGACAGAAUGUUUACCAUGUCUCUGGGAUCUUUCCUUCUUCCUGCUCUCUGUUUCCUGGGGGCAGUAACGCCAAGGGGACUGCUGCAGUAUGUCACCUUUUCACACAACACCACAAAAUUCCUUCACCUGACUAUAGACUCUGAGUCUGGGACUCUUUAUUUGGGGGCCAUCAACUUUCUUUUCCAACUGACAUCAAACCUGAUGAUGGAGAGUACAGUUCAAACUGGGCCAGUUCUGGACAGUAAAGAUUGCCUGCCCCCUGUCUCAAAGCUGGAAUGUCCCCAGGCACACAGCACUGACAAUCACAACAAGCUAUUACUAGUGAACUCUCUGCAGGAGGAGCUCAUUGUAUGUGGCAGUGUGUACCAGGGGAUCUGUGAAAAAAGGAGCCUCACGUCCAUCGACCAUGUUCUCUUCCGACCAGAGAGCCCUGGAGAUACUCAGUAUGUGGCUGCAAAUGACCCAGAUAUCACUACUGUGGGACUAGUAAGCCACUCAAAAGAUGAUGUGCCCCUGCUGUUUGUGGGACGAGGGUAUACCAGCAGAGGGGUGGGAGGGGGAAUACCUCCUAUCACCACCCGAAAUCUCAGGGCCUAUGGGGGGGAUGUGCAAGGGACCGAUUCUCACUCCAUCUUCUCCUAUGAAGAAACAGCUAAGCUGGCUGUGGGUCGGCUCUCCGAGUAUAACCACCAUUUCAUCAAAUCCUUUACCCACCGCUCCAGCGUUUACUUCCUGUUUUAUCGCCGGGAUCUCAAGUCCCAGUCACGGGAGUACAAGACCUAUAUCUCACGGAUCUGCCUGGAUGACUCUCACUAUUACUCCUAUGUGGAAUUACCAUUACUCUGUAGGAGCAAAGAGAAAACAUACAGCCUACUGCAAGCUGCUUAUGUCACCCAACCAGGAAGUGAUCUGGGAAGAGGGAGAUCCAGUACCCAAGGAGAGGUGUUGUUCACUGCCUUUUCUGCCUGGCAGGCUUCAUCUGGCAAACCGAGUGAGGAGUCUGCACUCUGUGUCUAUACAAUGGAGGACGUGGACCGCAUGACCACUUGGACCAGGGAUGUUUGUUAUACGAAGGAUGGGAAAUCAGAGGCGGGGAUAGAAGAAGCAUAUAUUGAAUAUGAUGUCAGUUCCAACUGUGUCCAGCUGCCAGCGGACACACUGGACGCAUAUCCCUGUGGCUCAGACCACACCCCCAGUCCCAUGGCCAGUCGGGUGCCUCUUGAAACAGCCCCCAUCCUGGAGAAGAGGGAGGCCCGUCUGACUGCUGUGGCUGUGAAUGUGGAAGAUGGCCACACCAUUGCUUUUCUGGGGGACAGCAGAGGCCAACUGCACAAGGUGUACUUAGGAGCAAUGGGAGAUACUAAGACAUAUGCUUCUCUAGUCAUCCACUUGAACAGCGUGGUGAGCGGAGACCUGCUAUUUGACCAGUCACAGCAGCACCUGUACGUCAUGACCCAGUCAAUGGUGGUAAAGGUUCCCAUAUUAGAAUGUUCACAGUACUUGGAUUGUGAAUCGUGUUUGACACUGAAAGACCCAUAUUGUGGCUGGUGUGUUCUCCAGGGACGGUGCAGUCGUCGUUCUGAAUGCUCCAGGUCCAUAGCGAAUAAGCAGUGGCUUUGGAGCUUUAAUUCUACACAACAGUGUGUGUCCAUCCAGUCACUAAGCCCAGCUAAUAUCAGCAGAGAAGAAAAGAGAAAUAUUUUCCUGACGGUCUUGGAUUUACCACCCUUGCAUGAGGAAGAAUCCUAUUCAUGCUUCUUCGAAGACUACGAGAGUCCUGCAGCACUGACAGAAUCCGGCAUUGUGUGUCCCUCCCCAGAUCCCAGCCAAGCACCAGCUUUGAGAGCAGGAACAGAGCACAUCACCAUAAAGCUAGUCGUGCGUUUCCAUGAUGUCUUCAUUGCUUCAGUGGAUUUCUCUUUCUAUGACUGUCCUACAGUGGCCUUGCAGAGGAAGUCAGCACCGUGUCAGGGAUGUGUGAGCAGUCACUGGGGAUGUAACUGGUGCGUCCACCAACACCUCUGCACCCACAAAGCCACCUGUGAAGAGGGAACCAUUAUCUACAACGAGAGGACACAGAUUCCAACCUCAAGUCCAUUACUUUCUUCAGCUGCUUCCACCACCAUGACCUCCCCCAGCACUUGGACUGUGGCCACCAAACCCAUCACUCCCCCAGUCACUCAGCUUAACCACACUCCCAUCACAGAGUCAGUCUCCACCACUUUGCCUGCAGUCUCUGCCAUGACUGCUCAUCCCACAGGGACCUUUAGCCACACGCACCCAGCAACUCCCACUACAGCCACUCUCACCUUUCUCGGCACCACCACCGAUUCCACAGUGCUGCCCCUAACAGACAAGCCUGCUACUACCAACCUUGCCGCAGACCCCACUGCAGUGUCUGUCACUACCAGUCUAGCAGAGACUGCACACCAUACAGCUCUGCCUGCCUCUGAACCAACCCUGGCCCCAGAAGUGUGGUUCACUGACCCGCUCACCACUGCUGCCUUCAAUACUUUGCAGCCAGUUGUGACAGCAUUAACCUCUCCACCCGAUAUCACAGAUUCCACGUGGUCUCCCACUACUUUGUUACCAGACUCUGAGGCAACCUCCUCUGCCACCCCAUCUCUUUUCACUACUAAUCAAACUCCAAGUGCCUCCGCCUCCUCUGCUGAUUUCCCAGGACACCUAGAGACAGAACUGCCCGCCUCUGAGGUCCCACCUUCAGUCCUGCCUGACUGGCUGCUUGGGGAAGGCACAGAGCUCAAGGACAUAGAGGACUGGAUGGAUGAGAAUGAUUCGUCACCCUUCUAUGCUUCCACUCUUCUCUCAGGCGAUGGAGACUCUUUGGAGAGGGAUGCCCCUGAUUUGCCCAGGAUCCUGCACCCUGGCGUAGAUUUUCAGUAUGAUGCCCCUGGAUUUUUGGAGUUGACUGAGGAGUUUAACUUGGGUCCUGGAGCUUGUCCCUGUGUGCAGGGCAUUCAAGGACCCUCCCUGAUUCCAGUCAAUGUGGAACAGAAGAUAACCCUACUGGGGAAAAACUUCCAUCUGUUUCAGGAUCAGCAAUGGGAUUACGAGUGUGUCCUGAUUUUAGAGGGGAGGACAGUAGUAAUGGAUGCUUAUGUUGAGGGGGAUGAAGCAAACCGAUCUCUCUGCUACAUCACGUGUCAGCUACACCAAUAUAGUUACUUGGCAUCUCAACUUGAAUUCAAUGCUGUGGUGUUUGUACAGAGAAAACAACACCUCCGAGUGGACAGCGCUGUGGAUCUCUAUGUAACUCUGUAUAACUGCUCUAUGGGACACGUGGAUUGCAGCCGCUGCCAAACGGCUGACUCCAAGUAUAACUGUGUGUGGUGUGGAGGGGAGCAGUCCAGCUGCAUCUUCCGAGGAUCCUGCACAGAAGAGAUAGCUGACAUAUGCCCUGCACCCCUUAUUUAUUCAGUUUAUCCCCUCUCUGGACCAGUUGAAGGUGGCACUAGACUCACUAUUGCUGGCUCAAACCUUGGCCAGAAACAUCAAGACAUUGCAGAAACUGUUACGGUUGCAGGAAUUCCUUGUGCUGUAGAUGCUCAAGAAUAUGAAAUCUCCAGCAGGUAGAGUAUUGUGAAAUUCCCCCAGGGAAUGAAACAUCAGGUUUCCCACUGGGCAACUCACAUCAGAAUGGGGUGAUUUCCCACCCCUGCUCUAGCCACUGUAACUGGAAUCGAAACCUUUUGCCCUGAGCACUGAGCUGCCUUUUGCCCCUUCCCAAGGGCAGUGACGCUCACGUGCAGCAAUUUUUCCCACCUUCUUACCACUCGGGCAUUGAAUUUGAACGGAAGCUAAGUUUAAUUUUCAAGAGCCUAGCCACUAGCAUUCUUCAUUCCCAACAAAAACAACGAAUGUGAUACAAUCUUGAUAAAUAUAUCAGGUUAGAAAAAAAAACCCUGUGAAAAACAGGAGGGGAUUAGAGGGAAAUAUUCAAUAAAAGGCAAAAUGCCUUUCUUGGCAUCAGCUGAAUUUUAGGAGGCAGAGAAGCUAAGACCGGUGUGAAUGGGAAGUGAGCUUGUCUGUAGCAAAGCCCUUCAUCGCCUGACGAGCUGAGAUGAACUGCCUUUGGGCAGGGGGCUGGACUCGAUGAUCUCCUUAGGUCUCUUCCAGCCCUAGGAUUCUAUGAGGCACUGGGAUUCCUUAUGGAAGAGGGUGCCAGGGUACAGCCUGACUGGAUGAGUUUUCAAGAAAUCUUCUGAGGUGCAGCCAGGGCCUACUUCUAAGGGCUUUGAAGACCUGUAAGCCCAAGGUUAAUCCAUCACUUUACAGGCAUCAGAGAUAAAAGACCUCUGAGGAGGUUUAAGUUUGGUCACGUGCUCAAACCAGCGAGCAGAUCAUGCUGCCCAUUCUGAACAAUCUGUCAUUGCAAGAGGAGUGCUGUGCCUGCUACAUGCAAUUGCAGUAACUGAGCCAUGUGACCUCAAGCUCACUUGCAAGGUAACCACAUGAUAGAAAAGGGUGUUGCUUGUACAAGUUUCAAAACUGAAACUUGUCUCCUAUGCCACAGCCAACAGGUAGCUUAAUAUGGGAAUAGUGUUGAUGAAGGGGACACCGUGAGCCUUAUUCCAGCUCACAACCUCCAAAUAAUGACCAGCAAAACCAGGGUGAAAUUGAGGCAGCUUUUAGAUGGCAAAAUCUUAUCAGCCAGAGAUAGCCAAAUUGUUCUCUAGUGAGCCCUGGUGGGCCCCAGAUGACUUGCUGGUGGCCAGCAAAGGGUUGCACAGCACAUGAUACUGGCUCCUGGUCCUUGGGUCAAGGCUCUUUGCCACAAACUAGAAUCUAAACACUUCUAGAGACAUCUUUAAAGAAGGAGGAGGCAGGGAAACAACAUCUGUCUUGAGAGGCUGGAGCCAGAAAUGGGAUAGGAAUGUCCAUGAGCGAGUCGGGUUGUCAGACAGUAUGUCUAGGGGUCCAGGAAGGGGCUGUAAGAAUGUGGCAGGAGCACAGGGCUGAUUGGCAGCACAAGGCAGGGAGCCAGGAGAAAGAAACCAAAGGGAUGGCAGCAAACACAGGAGGAGGGCAUGGGAGUAGGCACAUGGGCAGUGGAGCGGGAAGAACGAAAUGGGAGGUAGAGCAAAGAGCAAAGCAGAAUGUCUGAUGAACCUUUAUAAACUUAAAAAACAACCAAUAGUCUGGUAGCACUUCACAGACUGACAAAAUAUGUAGAUGGGACCACGAGCAUUCGGAUCAUGAACCUCUGAUAGUGACAAGGACUUUUACAGCUGCAUUGCUCCUGUCCCGCGUCAUCAGCUCCCUCACCGCGGGAGUCGAGUGAGGUCCUUUGGAAAGUGGCUGUGGGGACACUGCUGUCAGCCGUUGUUUCAGCACCAGUCCAAGGGCUCGCAGCAGGAAGAGGACUUGCUGCUUAGGAGUGAACAGAUGAGUCUAUGCAGCAGGUAGUGGUGUCUUGCUAAGAGGCCUCAGACUCAGACUGGGGACUGUAGCAUGGUGGCUCCCCUGCCAUUGCUUCUUGUGCAUCCCACCUCGUAUUUCUCCUUCAUCUGGGCUCCUGAAGGGCUCACCCAGCCUUCAGUGACCCUUUACGUUCAGUGUUUUAAUUUCCCCAGCUCUCCUGAGGCCGGUUACAGAGUCUGUCACAAGGACAGAACUCAGAAGUCCAAAGCAAGCCGAGUUUUUAGUUCCUCUUCCCUUCAUUGAGCUCCCACUCGCAGGCUUUGUCUGGCUAGGGCUCUGUAGCAGCCACACUUGCACCUUAUAGCUGCUCCUUCCACCAGCUUCCCCAGUUUUACCACCAGGCUUCCUGCCUCUGGCACUCACCUAUUCGCUCUACUGCAUGCUUCCCAGCAGCUUCCUGCUGCUCUUUAUAUUGGAAUCCCUGCUUCACUGCAGAUGGGGUUCAUCUUAUAAUUAGGGCUGGCUUAGCCUCAGGCUCUCCAGUCCACAGGAAAGCUGUCCUGUAGAGGGAUCCAAUAAAACCUGGAGGGCCGCUGGUGGGGAGUAUCAGGACGGCUGUGCUCCCUAGCUGGAGGCAUUGGCACCCUGAUACCCCUUUUUAGAAAAGCCACUCAAACUCAUGUACCAGCAAGGCCAGGUCCUUGGGCAGCUAGAAUAGUUUUGCCCUCUUCCGGAGCAGUCAGGAACCAUCAGACAAGGUAAGGCUUGCUUGUUUCAUCUAAGGGGGAACCUGCUUUGGAAGAUUUGCUCCACAGGCCCUGGUCCGCCAUUAUAUCAGACCAUUGGGUCCUCAAAAUUGUAACAUCAGGAUACACUAUCCCAUUUACAACAUUACCUCCUGCCUCUCCACCUUCCCUGUUCCUCUUCAGGGAUCCGUCUCAUGGAGACUUGUUCUAAGAGGCGGUCUAUCACCUCCUCACCAUCAGAGCAGUAGAGAUGGUACCGAGGAGUUCAGAGGCAGAGGCUUUUACUCCCGCUAUUUUCUCCCAGCAAAGAAGAUGGGAGGUUGGAGGCCUAUUCUAGACCUCCGCAGAUUGAAUUGAUACUGUUGAAAACAACGAUACAAAAUAGUGACCGUCCGUAAUCCCAUUGUUAGAGAAAGGAAACUGGUUUGCAGCCCUAGACCUGCAAGAUGCCUAUUUUCAUAUUACUACACAUCCUGCGCACAGAUAAAUCCUCUGCUUCCUGGUGGGAUCAGACCACUAUCAGUACCGGGUGCUGCCUUUCGGCCUCUUCUCUGCACCCAGUGUGUUCUCAAAAACACUUGCCGUGGUUGUGGCCUACGUGCGCUGACAAGCCAUUAUUAUCUUUCCUUACCUGGAUGAUUGCCUGAUAAAAGGUCCAUCUGCUGCAGAUACACUCCGUAUGAUACUAAUAACCAGACAAACAUUCAAGCUUCUUCUCAGGAAGACACCUGAGCUCUCGUGGAAUGCACCGUAACGGGUGGGGCUGGAACCCGCACUAGCUCGUAGCGCACUUUGAUACAAUCUGUGAUCCAGGAUGAAAUAUGCUGGGCCGACACUGGCUGGCCCUUCAUCCUGUCCGCUAUAGAGAUAAACAAUUGCAGGGACUCACAGAAGGGCUUGGGCCUCUCUAAAUAAAAGGCUAAAGCACAUCUAAGCUCAAGGGUGUGAAAAGCCUGUUCUGUCCUGGAGCUAUGAGGCUUAGGGUAAAAAACGGAGAAAAAUAUCCUGGUGAACAUGGACGUAAGAAACCACCGUGGGCCAAAAGGCAGGCGGGGGCGCAGCCAGACCUUACCCUUAAAAAGACUGCACAUGGGAGUUCCACCACUAGGGACCUGAGCUCUGACGCUCAUCUGACCAGAGUAACGACCACCAGGAAGGACAGCUUCCAGGAAAGGUGCAGAAGGGAACACGUAGCCAACGGCUCAGAAGGGGAGAGGGGAGGGCAUAAGCCUUGAGAGCCAGAUUUAGUUCCCAAGAGGGCAAGGGCUCGUGCACCUGAGGGUAGACCCUGUCCAAGCCCUUAAGAAACCAGUGCACCAUGGGGGUCCGAGAAAAUGGUCCUACCCCCCGAAGUGAAGUGGAAAGCUGAGACGGCUGCCAGGUACACUCGGACAGAGGAAGGAGGCAGGCCCUGAAGCCUGAGCCCCAAGAGGUAAUCCAGGACAGCUGGCGCAGGGGCCUCUCUAGGGGAGCACAGACCUGACCAGAUUACGAUGCCCUUCACCUAACAGCAUGGCUCAUUGUUGGUGGCCUUAAUGGCAAUACCACCGUAUGCCACGUUUAAUAAAUACAGCGUCAUAUUGCGCCCACACCUCUCAUAGAAUCCUAGGACUGGAAGGGACCUCGAGAGGUCAUCGAGUCCAGCCCCCCGCCCUCAAGGCAGGACCAAGCUACGUCUACACCAUCCCUAAAGCUUGUUCCUCCUAAAUGAACCCGUCAUCCUCCCCUCCUUCCACCCUAAGCCACACUCAGCUCGGCGUGAGGCUGUGCUUCGAUCCCUUGACGUGCGCAGAGCACUUGCUUUCUAUAUAGACAGAACCUGACCUUUUUGCAAAUUGGAGCAACUGCUAAUCGUGGUGGUGGAACACUCCAAAGGGGAACCUCUCUCAUUGCAACACAUUUCCAGCCUUGUAGUUUCCUGCAUAAUGAAGUGCUACGCCAUACGGACUAAACCACUUCUGGAAGCACCUGUAGCACACUCUGCGAGAGCUCCUUGGCUUUCCUUCAGGGGGUCCCCCUCAGAGACGUUUGCUGAAUGGUUACAUGGUCCACCAGUGAUACCUUUCUGAAGCAUUAGACUAUCUCUGAGUCCAGCUAAGGAUUCUUCUGUGGCCUCUGCAGUGCUAUUGACUGUGAUCAAGUCAUGAUUCCAAGGGCCGCCUUCCAUGUGCUUUUGAAUACAGCCACACAGUCACCAACAGUGGAGCACCCAUGGGGACAUCACUGGAAGAAGAGGGACUUACCUAUGCAGUAAUGACCAGGGCUCGACAAAUGCGCUCGCCCAUGGCGAGUAGAUUAUUCCAGCUGGCAAGUGCAGGGGCGGACUGGCCCGGUGGGCUGUUGUGACGGGCUGGCCAAAGCCCGCACUACAGGCGGCGUGGCCCAUCCGAUCAUCCAGCCGGCAGAGGAGCACAGCGCCACUGGGAAGAGGGAAGUGUGGUGAUUCUUCCCACCGGGCUCCCUGCGUGCAGCUCCGGCGUGAGGAGGCGGGGCGGGAUGCCAGGACGCCGGCGUGACCUGGC
Messenger RNA from Pelodiscus sinensis (Chinese soft-shelled turtle), 9847 nucleotides. The record is from RefSeq and is a predicted model, not a curated record. Lineage: Eukaryota; Metazoa; Chordata; Testudines; Trionychidae.